CGCCGGCGCUGAACCGGGCGCGUCCGAGGCGCGUCGCCGCCGCCGCCCUUCGAGCCCCGCCGAUCGGACUCGCGCGGGGACGGCCAUCCCUUCGGCCUGCCGGGCGUCGGCAGCGGCGGCGGCGUCCCAGCCCCGGGGCUCAGGCAGGAAGGGAGGAGGCGGCGGCGGCCGGCGGGGCGCGACCCCCGCGAGGGUCUCAACAAUGGUGCGCGGCGCUGGCGCGGUCCCCGCGUCCGCCCGGCGGCCAUAGAGGAAGCGGCCGAGAGCCGCCCCCACCCCGGACCCCCCAGCCACUCGCUCGCCGGAGUUCGCACGGCCGGCCUCGCGGGCUGGGGUUCCCGCUCGCCAGCGCCCACGGCGGCUCAGCCCGGAGCAUGGUGCCGGCGCCCGGCUCGCUCUGAUCGCUCCUCUCCCUCCUCCUCUCGCUCCUCCCGUUCCUCGGGUCCCUCCCGCGGGUGCUGCCUCUGGCCUCUCGGCGAGAGGGAGUGCAACUCUCUGCCUUUCCGAGCGGACUGGCCGGUGACCACCCCACAAGAACUUGCCCAUUGAAAGCAAGCCCGGAACAGCCCGGAGAAUGUCCACCCCGAGCAGAUUCAAAAAGGACAAAGAGAUCAUCGCCGAGUAUGAAAGUCAAGUCAAAGAAAUCCGAGCUCAACUGGUAGAGCAACAAAAAUGCCUUGAGCAGCAGACGGAGAUGCGAGUUCAGCUGCUUCAGGACCUGCAAGACUUCUUCAGGAAAAAAGCCGAAAUUGAGACGGAAUAUUCUCGGAACCUGGAGAAGUUGGCAGAAAGGUUCAUGGCCAAAACAAGAAGCACUAAGGACCAUCAACAAUUCAAGAAAGACCAGAACCUGUUGUCUCCCGUGAACUGCUGGUAUUUGCUCCUGAACCAAGUGAGACGAGAAAGCAAAGACCAUGCCACCCUGAGCGACAUCUAUCUGAACAACGUCAUCAUGAGGUUCAUGCAGAUAAGCGAGGAUUCCACCCGGAUGUUUAAAAAGAGCAAAGAGAUUGCGUUCCAGCUGCACGAGGACUUAAUGAAGGUUCUCAAUGAGCUGUACACAGUGAUGAAAACGUACCACAUGUACCACGCAGAGAGCCUCAGUGCUGAGAGUAAGCUGAAAGAGGCUGAGAAGCAGGAGGAGAAGCAAAUUGGGAGAUCUGGCGACCCUGUCUUCCACAUUAGACUGGAAGAGAGGCAUCAGAGACGCAGCUCUGUGAAGAAAAUUGAAAAAAUGAAGGAAAAGAGGCAAGCCAAAUAUUCAGAAAAUAAGCUGAAAUCGAUUAAAGCUCGGAACGAGUACCUCCUAACGCUUGAAGCAACCAAUGCCUCGGUGUUCAAGUAUUAUAUUCAUGACCUUUCGGACUUAAUCGAUUGCUGCGAUCUUGGCUACCACGCAAGUCUGAACAGAGCCCUCAGAACGUAUCUCUCGGCAGAGUACAACCUUGAAACCUCCAGGCACGAAGGCCUAGACAUUAUAGAGAAUGCUGUUGACAAUUUAGAGCCAAGGAGUGACAAGCAGAGAUUCAUGGAGCUGUACCCUGCAGUGUUCUGCCCACCAAUGAAAUUUGAGUUUCAGUCUCACAUGGGUGAUGAGGUGUGUCAGGUCAGUGCGCAGCAGCCUGUCCAGGCGGAGCUCAUGCUCAGGAACCAGCAGCUGCAGUCCCGACUGGCCACACUCAAGAUCGAGAGCGAGGAGGUCAAGAAAACGACUGAAGCCACCUUGCAGACCAUCCAAGACAUGGUCACUAUUGAGGACUACGACGUGUCGGAGUGCUUCCAGCACAGCCGCUCCACGGAAUCUGUGAAGUCCACCGUGUCCGAAACCUACCUGAGUAAGCCGAGCAUCGCCAAGAGACGCGCCAACCAGCAAGAAACGGAGCAGUUCUACUUCAUGAAACUCCGGGAGUUCUUAGAAGGCAGUAAUCUCAUCACGAAGCUUCAGGCUAAGCAUGACUUGCUCCAGCGGACCCUGGGAGAAGGUCAUAGAGCUGAAUAUAUGACUACAAGGCCUCCAAACGUCCCCCCAAAACCCCAGAAACACAGGAAGUCCAGGCCCCGCUCCCAGUAUAAUGCUAAGUUGUUUAAUGGGGAUUUGGAGACAUUCGUCAAGGACUCAGGCCAGGUUAUCCCUCUCAUUGUGGAAAGCUGCAUCCGGUUCAUUAAUCUCUAUGGUCUUCAGCACCAGGGGAUUUUUAGAGUGUCUGGUUCCCAGGUGGAAGUGAACGAUAUCAAAAAUUCCUUCGAGAGAGGUGAAAAUCCUUUGGCCGAUGACCAGAGCAACCACGACAUUAACUCUGUGGCCGGCGUCCUCAAGCUCUACUUCCGUGGGCUGGAAAACCCCCUCUUUCCUAAGGAAAGGUUUAACGACCUGAUUUCCUGUAUCAGAAUAGAUAAUCUCUAUGAGAGAGCACUUCACAUCCGGAAACUCCUCCUGACCUUGCCCAGGUCGGUCCUUAUCGUGAUGAGGUACCUGUUUGCCUUCCUCAAUCAUCUUUCCCAGUACAGUGAUGAGAACAUGAUGGACCCUUACAAUUUGGCCAUUUGCUUUGGCCCAACACUGAUGCCCGUUCCAGAGAUACAAGACCAAGUGUCUUGCCAGGCGCAUGUGAACGAGAUUGUAAAGACCAUCAUCAUCCAUCAUGAAUCUAUUUUCCCAGAUGCUAAAGAACUGGACGGCCCCGUGUAUGAGAAAUGUAUGGCUGGAGGUGACUACUGCGACAGCCCGUACAGUGAGCACGGCACCCUGGAGGAAGUGGAUCAGGACGCAGGCACAGAGCCCCACACCAGUGAAGACGAGUGUGAGCCAAUCGAAGCAAUAGCCAAGUUUGACUAUGUGGGGCGCUCAGCUAGAGAGCUGUCCUUCAAGAAGGGCGCGUCCCUGCUGCUGUACCACCGCGCCUCGGAGGACUGGUGGGAAGGCAGACACAACGGGGUCGACGGGCUCGUGCCUCAUCAGUACAUCGUGGUGCAAGACGUGGACGAUACAUUUUCAGACACCCUGAGCCAAAAAGCUGACAGUGAAGCCAGCAGUGGGCCAGUCACCGAAGACAAGUCCUCAUCCAAGGACAUGAACUCCCCAACUGACCGCCAUUCUGAUAGCUAUUUAGCCAGACAAAGGAAAAGAGGAGAACCGCCCCCUCCAGGAAGACGUCCUGGCAGGACCAGCGAUGGUCAUUGUCCUCUUCACCCACCACAUGCUCUGUCUAACUCCUCAAUUGACCUGGGAUCCCCAAACCUAGCCAGUCACCCCAGGGGCCUGCUGCAGAAUCGUGGCCUCAAUAAUGACAGCCCUGAGAGGCGACGCCGGCCCGGCCAUGGCAGCCUGACCAACAUCAGCCGGCAUGACUCCCUCAAGAAGAUUGACAGCCCUCCCAUCAGGAGGUCGACAUCAUCAGGGCAGUACUCCGGCUUCAACGACCACAAGCCACUGGACCCAGAAACGAUUGCUCAGGAUAUCGAGGAGACCAUGAACACGGCCCUGAACGAGCUCCGCGAGCUGGAGAGGCAGAGCACGGCCAAGCACACCCCGGACGUGGUGCUGGACACCUUGGAACAAGUGAAGAACGCCGCCGCCCCGGCCACGGCCACGGAACCGCUCAGCCCGUUGCACGGGGUCGCCCCCAGGAGCUCCGAGCCUCAGAUUCGCCGGAGCACCAGCUCCUCCAGCGACACAAUGAGUACUUUCAAGCCGCUGCUGGCUCCCAGGAUGGGCGUGCAGCUGAAGCCCCCAGCCCUUCGGCCAAAGCCUGCUGUUCUUCCAAAAACAAACCCCACUGUAGGGCCCGCCGCACCUUCCCAGGGCCCCGCAGACAAGUCUUGCACGAUGUAAACAGACAAAACAAACCAAGGUCGUGGGGGGAGGGGUCUGAGGGCGAAAAUGGAGUAGUGACGAGAGUCCGUGAUCCGUGCUGUUCCCUUAGUCUUGCGCUUCUAACUGGAGAUCUUUUGGCUUUUUCUAUGUUGUCGAAUGUCUGGGACCAGCUAAGUUAACAGGGGCAUUUGUAUUUUGUAAUUUUUUUCAAUAACUGGACACGUCAUUUUAAAGACAGUAGAAACACGCAGACUUACUUGAAAACUCCAAUGCGGCACCCCUUGUACCGAAGGUAACACCUCCCCUCUCCCCACCCCCCAGACGGCACAAGUUCGGACUCACCUUCGCUCCGGGGAGCAUCCUGGAAGCAGGAGAACCCGAGUCCCAGGUCUCACUGGAGUGUCACCAGCCACGGUCCCGUGGGAAGAGCACUCACUGUCCAGGAACUGACAGCAAGCACCCCUGACCACCCGGAGUGGGGCGCGGCAGCUGUUGGAGGUCACAGAGGGAGCCUCCAGUGGGGCUUAUGGUCCCUGGCUGGAAGGGGUUCCCUGAUGGCCCCUUCCAUGAAAGUAAUUUCCCUGGACACAGAGAGUAGAAGCUCGGGUACUGAUUGAACUGAACCUGGAAAAGGCCGGGAACGUGUCCAAGGCUGUUGACGGCUCCCUCCAAGAACAUGAGCAGGCCCUGAAGAGGGCCAGGUCCACCCCUACACACAAAGACCAGAGCAGCCGAAUUUCCAGUACUUUCUGGUUACACGGCAAACUCCUGAACACUUGUUGAAUAACUGCCUAAGAAAUAUUUCCACCUUCCCUUAACCCCAGUGUUCUCCUUUAUGGCAACGGAAAAAACAAACAGGAGAGGAAUCCGAGCCUCGCUGAUGGUGUGACUAAGGCCUGGGUUCCUUUACGCUGCAGCGGCCCAGUGAUCCCAAACCAGAAACCCCAGCUCUGCCCCUCACAUCUCCCUCUGAGCCAAGCCAGCUGGCUACCACGGGCGGGAAGUGACCUGUGGCGCCAGGAUAGUUUCUUCCCAGUUUUGUACCUCAGAAUCGUGACUUCUGUUCUUGUCCUGUUCAUAUUUGCUUUUUGGAUUUUUCAUUGUGUUCUGCACAGAGCUCCUACGGUCAAAUGGGCUCAGCUAAGGGACGUCCUUCCCUGGCAUUUUAGCACACAGCCAUUUUUCUUUAUCAUGUAGUUACGGUAUUUUUCUUCUAUCAUAAAAACAAAAAAAGAUGGUAGAUUUGUGUGUUUGGUUCUGGGGACCGAACCGGAGGCCUCUUGCAUGCUAAGCAUACACUCUACCACGGAGCUGUCUAUCCCAUCCGUUACCCCCGAGAUCAUUCAGAACACAAGUGUUCUUCCUGAGGUACAGAUCACCAUCUGCAUAGGAACAGCAGCAGCAGCAGCCGUUGGCGGCUGCAUUAUCCGAACCUCCUGAUGAAGCCAACGGAUGGCUCAAAACAAAGCCCAUAGGACCCACCUUAAUUACCUUCUAGGUUUAAUUUCAGACCGGCAGCCAGUUGCCUAAGAUUAGCCAUCGCCAAUGAUAAUUCACGCAGAAACAAACCAAGAUCCGUACUAAAGUCAAGGUCAUGACCGAUCCCUACCUCAGUUUGCCGGUCUAACCGUUCUGUUGCAGAGAAAACUCUUGAUGGGAUGUUCCCUUUCAAAGCUGCGCUCCUCGUUCCACAAAUGUACUGAAGACAUACUCCCCACUCCCAGGGACUUCGGGUGUGCUAAGGUUUUAAACCCCAAAUUUUCACAACUACUCUUCUUGGCCAUUUUGAAAAAGAAACCAUAGAGACCGGCCAGGACAGCGCUUUGACUGACCCCUGCUUUCCUUGGAAGUUUAUUGUCUCCUAAAUGAACCCACCACUUAUUAGAAAACAAAACGAUUCUUAAAACCAUUUUUUCUUCUUUGAUGGAAGAUGCCAAUGAAGGCAGAAGGAGCUAGCAAUCUUUGGGGUUUGUUUGUAAAUGCCUUUCUUAAGCUUUUAGUUUUGCAGAUCUUACUCCUCUACAAUGCCUGCACACACAGCUCUCUGGCAGUCCCCCACCCCACCUUUGCUGCUAUCUUUUGUGCAUCCAUCCAUGUCUUUCUGCCCCCUAUAUCAUGACUCUACUGCCUUGAAUGACAAAGAACAUGCUUUUGUAGAUGCCUGGGCCUCUUCCUCCAGGAAAUGGCACUUAGUAGACUCCCAUCCCUCCUUUCUUUUCUCCAUCUUCUCUCUUGUAGUCCUGUUUUCAUUUCUGGACUUACUUUUGUCUCUCAAACAAAGAUUAUAGCCUCCAGCAAAGCAAAGCAAAGAGUAUAGCCUCCAGCAAAAAGCACUUGCCUAUCCUUUCUUUGCUUAGGGAUGGGUCAACAGUUUUACUUUUUUCCUUCUGACAUCACCACCCAUGCACAGGAUAGUUUAAGAUGAGCCGUUCCCCUGCACAAAGGAUCAUGAACGCUGUCAGUAAAGCUCACUAAAAGCUGUAGCCGCUGAAAAGGGUCACCCUGCAAGGACCUGGCUUAAGUCACAGAUGUAGCACAGUGGGAAGGCACAAGGAAAGGAAGGAAGCGAACCCUGAGGGGGGAGGGGCUCAGUGCCCUCCCCCACCUCCAGACCUCAGUGAUUAUUUGGUAAGAAAGUUGUGGUCCACAGCAAUAACUGAUUCCACAUACACAAAAUAUUCAUAGCCGGUAGAACCCCGUGUUUGCGUCCCGUCCAUGGAACCCUAAGGGAGAUUUGGAAAGCCCUUUGAUGUGAGUUGAGGUUUUGGUUGCUAGCUGCUUACUGCACAUUCUCUGAUGAGUGUCACGCAAACUUCCAAACCGUUGAGACACUGUGUAAAGCUCAAGCACCUGUCGCAUGCGAACAUCACUGUCCAACAGUUUUACUUGCAUUCACACAACAUAAUCUAACUAAGGUGCCCCGUGAGCCACCCAUAGAAUAAUUCAUAAUGAGGGCCCACCAUGCUGUUACCACACUCCUGAGUAAUUAUCAGUGGAAGAUGAACUCCCGAGGGUCAGACGGUCUCCUUUAAGUUUUCUGUCUCUAUACAUUUACCAUUCCCAAAGUGGCUUUAUAAUUAAAAGGGAAAAGAAGGUGGGUUGGUGGUGGUGGUCUUAGCAUUUGGGGUUGCUCAGCCUCUGAUGUCCACAAGCCGAAGGAACCAUGGCAUGAAAUCCAACAGUAAAGAGGCUAUGAGCCCACUGAGUGCUCAGAUUUCGAUUAUUUACUCCUGACCAUAGCAGAAAAGACCUGAAAUGCAAGAAGUGCAUUCUGGACGCCAUUUCUCUGUUCUCUGCCACUCUGAGACACAGAUAGCCUAGACCUGAAGGCUCUACCCAUGUGCAAACAGACUGCCCCUACUUCAAGUCAUCCACUGAGCUGAGAGCCCCCUCAAGCUCCAGCACAGGCUUGCCGCAGGGUGACAGGCACAGAGAGUCACGCCAGAAGUUGAGCUGUCACUCGUCCUAGGACACUUAAAAAAAAAAAGGUCAGUGGUAUAAUCAAAAUGGGUACCUGUAUCUUUAAAUUACGUAGGGAAUUUUGUAUGUUUAAAUCCUUGUACUGGGUUCCAGAAUGCUUAUCUUAGAAACUAGUAUAAGAAAAAUAUAUAAACUGUGCAUCUGUGAAUGCCCCCACAUAGAGCAUUCAUCUAAGUUCUCCGUGUGUAGUGUGAUGGUUAUUGUAGAUAUUUCAAGCGUAGUAGGUGCUGUGGGACAGGGGAGACUGCUUUCUCUCUGCGUUCUUAACGGUAACUCCUGCCCACGUCAUGAAGCCAGUGUUACCCUCCCCUGUCAGUUCGGUCAGUCGCAGUACUGGCAGCUUCCUGCUUGUGACAGUCACCUAAUUGUGUCGGUGUACAUCAGUCGUAUGUACAUGUGAAGUGCCUUCCUAUCUUAGAAGAGUCCUGCCUUGCUCUCGUACUGUUGCCCACGCCGCCCCGCCCACCUCCUUCCGCCACGCCCCCACGCCCACCUCCCCGCGCCUCCGUGCUCAGUAGUGUGCGUCUCGUUACCCUCAUAGAUGUGACUGUGCCUUUAUCAACCGACAGUUGGCCCCCUGCCAUCCAUCCCGUCCUUCCCAUGAUGCCCCGUUCACACUGCCUCCCGCCGUCCUCCCCCAUUCUCCACUGGCUCUCCAGUACAUCCCCUCUUCUCUGCGAUGAGAAAAGGGGUGCUGUUACAGUCCCGGAAGAAGAGAACAUUUCGUUCAUCUGUUAUGACAAUGCACUUUUCUGUAUAGUACUGCACAUUUUUGGCAUGUACCGUUACAGGCUUCGGUAUACAGUUGGAUUUGUUCUUGAAGGUGUAGCUUUAUAAUAAAUAUGGUAGUUCUGGC
Messenger RNA from Meriones unguiculatus (Mongolian gerbil), 8150 nucleotides. It is a transcript of the gene Srgap1, whose product is annotated as SLIT-ROBO Rho GTPase activating protein 1. The record is from RefSeq and is a predicted model, not a curated record. The transcript has 22 exons. The coding region runs from base 575 to 3832 and encodes 1085 amino acids. Gene Ontology annotation, cellular component: cytoplasm. Gene Ontology annotation, molecular function: GTPase activator activity; protein binding. Lineage: Eukaryota; Metazoa; Chordata; Mammalia; Rodentia; Muridae. Gene Ontology annotation, biological process: signal transduction; negative regulation of cell migration.